AUGGAGGAGCCACGGCAUCAGUCCCUGGGGAGAGCGAGCUCAGGGGGAGGCAAGGAGCCUGCAGCACUCCCGGGGUGGGGGAAGGUGCCCAUCGGAAAAAUGAGGCCUUAUUCAGCCUCUGUGUCAUCAUCUGAAGUUCAUCCAUCGGCAGGUCUACAGGUGCCGCACUCUGCGUGGACCUCGGAGCGGGAGGAGAUUCAGGGAUAUGAGGAUGCCCUACAGAAAACCAUGUGCACUCUGGUCACAAAACUGUGGCCUGUGUUUGAAACUUCAACCCCACUGCUGCCAUGUGAGGGAACAGGGGCGCUGAGAGUGUUUGAGCGCAACGAAGAAAGUGUCAGGGAUGUUAUUGGGAGGAAAAUAAAAAUUUCGGUCAAGAAGAAAGUAAAGCUGGAAACCAAGGGAGAUAAAGGGGAUAACAAAAUAUUGGUGUUGGCAUCAUGUCGGGCAUUUCUUUUAACAUCUCGGAUUCCCACCAAGUUAGAACUAACUUUCAGCUACUUGGAAAUCCAAGGAGUAACUUCCAGUAAACCGGGUCAGUUGAUUAUGGAAACUGAGAAAUGCAGCAUCUCCAUGAAGAUGGCAUCUUCGGAAGAUGUGAACGAGGUGCUGGCGCACAUCGGGACCUGCCUCAGGAAGAUAUUCCCUGGACUCUCGCCAGUGAGGAUUCUGAAAAAAGUAACUAUGGAGCCUUCAGAAAGACUGGCUAAUCUCCAGGCCCUGUGGGACAGUCAGACAGUGGCAGAACUUGGACCUUGUGGAGGCUUUUCACAGAUGUAUGCCUGUGUUUGUGAUUGGCUUGGAUUUCCCUAUAGAGAAGAAGUACAGUGGGAUGUCGAUACGAUUUAUCUAACACAAGAUACCAGAGAGUUGAAUUUGCAAGACUUCAGCCACCUUGACCACAGAGACUUAAUACCUAUAGUUGCUGCUCUGGAGUAUAAUCAGUGGUUUACAAAGCUGUCCUCCAAGGAUCUGAAAUUAUCCACUGAUGUCUGUGAGCAGAUACUGCGAGUGGUGAGUAGGUCCAAUCGAUUGGAAGAGCUGGUAUUAGAGAAUGCCGGGCUUAGAACAGAUUUUGCACAGAAACUAGCCAGUGCCCUAGCCCAUAAUCCCAACUCAGGACUCCAUACGAUCAACCUUGCUAGCAAUCCACUUGAAGACAGAGGUGUGUCAUCUUUGAGCAUCCAGUUCGCCAAACUUCCAAAGGGACUGAAACAUUUAAAUUUAUCUAAAACCUCCUUGUCACCUAAAGGGGUGAAUAGCCUUUCUCAGUCACUGAGUGCCAACUCGCUGAUCGCGAACACGCUCGUCUAUCUUGACCUCUCAGGGAACGCCCUCCGUGGUGAUGAUCUCUCUAGUCUGUACAAUUUUUUGGCCCAGCCAAAUGCCCUUGUUCACCUGGAUUUAUCCAACACGGAGUGUGCGCUAGAUAUGGUGUGUGGAGCCCUCCUUCGUGGAUGUCUUCAGCAUUUAGCUGUCCUUAGCCUCUCUAGGACUCUUUUUUCUCACAGAAAAGGAAAAGAAGUCCCUCCUUCCUUCAAACAGUUUUUCAGCAGCUCACUUGCUUUGAUGCAGAUUAAUCUUUCGGGAACUAAACUCCCUCCUGAGCCUCUAAAAGCGCUUUUAUUAGGCCUGGCUUGCAAUCACAAUCUGAAGGAGGUGUCUUUAGAUCUCAGUAGCUGUGAGUUAAGAUCGGGAGGUGCACAAGUCUUGGAAGGAUGCAUAGCAGAAAUACACAAUAUCACCAGCCUAGAUAUUUCAGACAAUGGCCUAGAAUCUGACCUCUCAACCCUUGUAGUCUGGCUUAGUAAAAACCGAUCGAUAAGACACUUGGCAUUAGGCAAAAACUUUAACAACAUGAAAUCCAAAAAUCUCACUCCAGUACUUGAUAAUUUAGUUCAGAUGAUUCAAGACGAGGAUUCACCUCUGCAGUCAUUGUCCCUCGCAGAUUCCAAGCUGAAGACUGAGGUCACCAUCAUUAUUAAUGCCUUGGGCAGCAAUACUUCUCUUACAAAAGUGGAUAUUAGUGGAAAUGCCAUGGGAGAUAUGGGAGCAAAGAUGCUGGCAAAAGCCCUACAGAUAAACACCAAGCUCAGAACUGUAAUAUGGGACAAGAAUAACAUCACUGCGCAGGGCUUCCAGGACAUAGCUGUGGCACUGGAAAAGAAUUAUACUUUGAGAUUCAUGCCUAUACCAAUGAAUGACGCUUCCCAAGCACUCAAAACAAACCCUGAGAAAACAGAAGAGGCGCUGCAAAAGAUAGAAAACUACUUGCUUCGUAAUCACGAGACCAGAAAGUACCUACAGGAGCAAGCGUACCGGCUGCAGCAAGGCAUUGUCACUAGUACCACUCAGCAGAUGAUUGACAGAAUAUGUGUAAAAGUGCAAGAUCAUCUCAACUCUUUAAGAAACUGCGGUGUGGAUGCUGUACAGGAGGAUGUCAAAUCUGCAGAACGGCUUAUGCGGGAUGCUAAGAACUCCAAAACACUCUUACCAAAUCUGUAUCACCUCGGUGGAGCUUCUUGGGCAGGAGCAAAUGGUUCACUCUCCAAUCCAAUCCAAGAGACACUUGAAUCCAUGGCUGGAGAAGUGACAAGGGUCGUGGAUGAGCAACUUAAGACACUCCUUGAGUCUAUGGUGGAUGCAGCAGAAAACCUUUGCCCAAAUGUAAUGAAGAAAGCUCGCAUCCGUGAAGACCUGAUUGAGGCUAGCACUGAGAAGAUUUCCAUCCCACGCACUUUUGUGAAAAAUGUCCUCUUGGAGCAAUCUGGAAUUGAUAUCCUCAAUAAAAUUAGUGAAGUAAAGCUGACAGUGGCUUCUUUCCUGUCUGACCGAGUUGUAGAUGAAAUCCUGGAUGCGCUUUCCCACUGCCAUCACAAACUGGCUGACCAUUUAAAACGCUCUAUUAUCACAGUUGAGGAAUUGACAGAGAUAGAACGUUUGGAGGAUCUGGACACUUGUAUGAUGACUCCUAAAUCAAAAAGGAAAAGCAUCCACAGUAGAAUGCUCCGGCCGGUGUCCAGAGCUUUUGAAAUGGAAUUUGAUCUAGAUAAAGCACUGGAAGAAGUACCUAUCCAUAUAGAAGACCCACCAUUUCCUUCCAGCAGGCCAGACAAACGAACUUCUGGAUUCAUUUCAGAGCUGCCAUCAGAAGAAGGGAGAAAACUGGAACACUUUACAAAAUUAAGGCCCAAAAGGAAUAAAAAGCAGCAGCCCAGCCAAGCAGCAGUGUCUGCUGGAGUGCCUCCAGAAGGGGAUCAGAAUGGCCUCAUGGGGAGAGUGGAUGAAGGCGUGGAUGAAUUUUUCACUAAGAAAGUGACAAAAAUGGAUUCAAAGAGACCAUCAACUAAAAGUUCAGACAGCAGUGAGCCCAGUGAAACCGGUGAUGAGAAGAAGAAAAGGGACUCAAGGAAGAGUGGCUUCCUUAACUUAAUCAAAUCAAGAGGCUCCAAAUCUGAACGUCCCCAGACUGUGGUGGUGGCAGAGGAGCCCUCCUCGCCCAAGGUUGCUGCAAAAAGUCCAGCUGUAGACACAAGCAGGAAGGAGGUAAAGCCUGCAGAGCAGAACGGUGGUACAGAGCGAUCUGAGGAAUUAAAGACGCCAGACUCGCUGGAAGAGGUGCAGCCAGACGAUGCUGCAAAAGCUGAGAGGGGUGACAGCAAAGGAAGCCCACAAGGAGGCCGGAGGUACGGCGUGCAGGUGAUGGGCAGUGGACUUCUUGCAGAAAUGAAAGCCAAGCAGGAGAAGAGAGCAGCCUCUGCUCAAAAGAAACUUGGGAAUGACACAACUAGAGAGUCUUUUGACACGGCGGUGAGCUCAGAACGACUGGAUGGAAGUGGUACAGUGCCUAAACUCCAGCAGACCCUUCCAGAGAGUCGGUUUGCCUUGAAUAAAGGUGACUCCAUUUCAGCAGCAUCAGAAAAAAAUUCAAAAGCUGAACCAAAGGCAGAAGCUGGUGCAAAGGCAAGAAGUUCUUCCAAUACACCGACCAGCCCAAAACCCCCUCUGCAGUCAACAAAGCCCAGCCUGGCAGGACGACCCACAGUGCCGCAGAAACCACGCUCUGCCUCUCGUACUGAGGAUGCUCCGGAGUCUCCCUCUGGCCCUAGUUCCCCAAAAGUUGCCCUGCUUCCACCUGUGCUGAAGAAAGUUCCUUCUGAUAAAGAAAAGGAUGGUCAGAGCAGCCCCACAGUCAGAUCAUUUUCUCAAGAAGCCGCGAAAAGAAGCCCUGGGCAGCAGUCUCAUGAGUUCCAGGAACUGAAGCAGAGGUCCUUAAGUAAAGACGGCCAUCAGGGAAGCAAGUCCAGUGACUCUGGCGAGGAAGCAGAUAAAGAUUUUAUUUUUGUUUAGCAAUCAGUACAAGUGCUUUGUAGCGCAAGAGCUUUUUAUAACAAUCAGGGUACAGCAAUCAACAGCCCCUUCUGGCCAGCUGCUCCUUCACCACAGGUACAUUUCCAUGCAGAAAGCCUGAUCUUCCAAUCGUGAUUUACAAUACACUCACUUGGCAUUGAUUCGGUCCUUAAUUUCUGUUCUGUGCAACGCAGACGUUCCUUUCCAUGCCUUUGCUAAAGCCAGCAGUUCUCUCAUGUAUUCUACUUGAAUUUCUCUGAAGCAGCUACAAAGAGUGCCCUGCAAUAGGGCAUUUAGAAAGCAAAACAACUUAACUGGACGCUGUCUUACACUAAUACACUGUGCAGCAGGUAAUGUGUUGUACUGCUGAAUGUAAAUGUGUCAAAUCUGCACGUGACUUACCUAUAAAUAUAUUCUUGCGGUAUGCAAUUGCACAUUGUAAUUAUAUUAAAAGAGCACACUAAUAAAAUAAUUUGUAUAGAUUAUAUAUAUUAAAUGCUUGGGUAUGGUUUUUACAUUCUCCCAUAGGGAGGUUCUUUCUUCCUGUUCUCGUACUGUACAUAAAGCUCCAACGCUUACAUUUGUGUACCGUCAAAAAGCACAACAGAGAAGGAUUUGGAUGACGUAUAAUCAUGGUAUGCUUCCACAUUCAUAUAUUAAUGUAUAUAGUUGAUUGGAAUGAGGGCAAUUGAAAUUUUAUUAAUAUUGGUGUUUUCUAGAGGCCUUCCUCGGUUCUGUCUGCAUAUUAGCUUCCUUUCAAUGUGUAAUUCUACGAGAAUAAUAGUUUGACAUCUGUAAAAAUAUUUCAGCUUUUGGGGGAGGGGGUGCAAAUUUCACAGCUACCCACUUACAUUACAGGUUGAAGGGAUUUUAUUCAUAUGUAUAUUUGUAACAAUAAAAAAUGAUUUUACAACUGAAA
Messenger RNA from Charadrius vociferus (killdeer), 5269 nucleotides. It is a transcript of the gene CARMIL1, whose product is annotated as leucine rich repeat containing 16A. Bases 1 to 4350 code for a protein of 1449 amino acids. The transcript has 38 exons. Gene Ontology annotation, molecular function: protein binding. Lineage: Eukaryota; Metazoa; Chordata; Aves; Charadriiformes; Charadriidae. The record is from RefSeq and is a predicted model, not a curated record. Gene Ontology annotation, cellular component: lamellipodium; plasma membrane. Gene Ontology annotation, biological process: cell migration; regulation of Arp2/3 complex-mediated actin nucleation.